Molecule: messenger RNA, 775 nt
Organism: Dendroctonus ponderosae (mountain pine beetle)
Lineage: Eukaryota; Metazoa; Arthropoda; Insecta; Coleoptera; Curculionidae
Product: myrosinase 1-like
Biological process (GO): carbohydrate metabolic process
Molecular function (GO): beta-glucosidase activity
Source: RefSeq, a predicted model, not a curated record
AUGCUUGGCUGCCGAAGAAAUCAGUAACCGAAAAUUCCCCUCAUCUUUCCUAUGGGGAACGGCCACCGCUGCUUACCAAGUGGAGGGAGCGUGGGAUGAGGAUGGAAAAGGGGAGAGUAUGUGGGACCACUGGGUACACGACGACCCAAGCAGAGUUGAUGACCAGAAAAAUGGAGACGUUGCUUGCGACUCGUACCACAAAUGGCGCGAAGACAUCGAGCUGUUGAAGGAACUGGGAGUAAAGUUGUACAGAUUUUCCAUUUCAUGGCCCCGAAUUCACCCCACUGGUUACCCCGACAGCUACAAUCAGGCUGGUGUUGAUCAUUACCUUGAGUUCAUCAAGGCUCUACUUGAAGCUGAUAUUACUCCUUUGGUAACUCUUUACCAUUGGGACCUGCCUCAAACUCUCAACGAACAAGGCGGAUGGCUCAACGAUUCAACUGCUGAACGUUUCGGAGAAUACGCUAGAGUCGCUUUCGAAAAGUUUGGCCCCUACGUUAAACUGUGGGCAACGAUUAACGAACCCAAAACUACCUGUACUCUUGGAUACGGCCAAGGACAAAUGGCUCCUGGACUGUCUGAUAUUGCAGAGGGUAUCUACCAAUGCGCCAGAGUUCAGCUUCUAGCCCAUGCCACCGCUUACCACAUCUACCAUGACGAAUUCGCAUCCCAAGGAGGUAAAAUCAGUUUGGUUAUUGACUCUACCUACAACGAACCUUUGGACCCCAACAGCGAAGCUGACAUUGAAGCUACCGAGUGGGAGUUUGAAUUUAAU